Molecule: messenger RNA, 1733 nt
Organism: Salvia hispanica
Lineage: Eukaryota; Viridiplantae; Streptophyta; Magnoliopsida; Lamiales; Lamiaceae
Gene: XBCP3
Product: xylem bark cysteine peptidase 3
Biological process (GO): proteolysis
Molecular function (GO): cysteine-type peptidase activity
Source: RefSeq, a predicted model, not a curated record
CACGUAGAUGUACUAACGUCCAAAUCCCAUUUGACUACCCUUCUUCCUGUACGUUCUCCAUUGGUCUCUCCUCCCCCAAGAAAAUCUCUAAUCUUCCAAUCCAAGAUCCCCAUGUUUCUCAAUCCCCUUGGCUCACCACAUUCUUAGGACAAAUUAACAAGUCCAAUUUCAACCCAAAGUUAAUCGAAAAGAAGCAAAGAAUGUCAAGAAUGAGUCGGUUGUUAUGGCUAUGGUCGCUCUCCAGUCUUUUCCUCUUCCUCUCCCAACUCCCCACAUCCCAAUCUUCUUCGAUUUCCGAUUUGUUUGAUCAUUGGUGCAGAGAGAACGGAAAGACAUACGCUUCCGACCAAGAAAAACAGCAUAGGCUCAAAGUGUUCGAACAAAACUAUGCGAUUGUUGUUGAGCACAACUCAAGAUCCCAUUCUUCUCACACGCUCGCACUCAACGCAUUUGCUGAUCUUACUAAUCUUGAAUUUAAGGCCAAAUAUCUCGGCCUUUCGCCUUCGGCUAAUGACUUGAUCAUUAGAUUGAAUAGUAGGGAAUCUGCUGAUGAAGGGGGGAAUCUUGUUGAAGAGGCUGAUCUCCCUGAUUCUAUUGAUUGGCGGAAGAAAGGGGCCGUCACUCCGGUUAAGGAUCAGGGUAGUUGCGGUGCAUGCUGGUCAUUCUCAGCCACGGGUGCUAUUGAAGGAAUUAAUCAGAUUAAGACUGGGUCGCUUGUUAGCUUAUCCGAACAAGAACUUAUUGACUGCGACAAAUCUUAUAAUGAUGGGUGUGGUGGAGGGCUUAUGGACUAUGCAUUUGAGUUCAUUAUAAAGAAUAAAGGGAUUGACACCGAGGAUGAUUAUCCAUAUCGAGGCCGUGAAGGAACCUGUAACAAAGAUAAACUGAAAAGACGUGUUGUAACCAUUGAUAGCUAUGUUGAUGUGCCUGCAAAAAGGGAGAAGAAGCUACAGCAGGCAGUUGCGACUCAGCCUGUUAGUGUCGGUAUAUGUGGAAGUGACUCGAAAUUCCAGUUGUACUCGGGGGGGAUAUUCAGUGGCCCGUGCUCGACCUCUUUGGAUCAUGCAGUUUUGAUAGUGGGAUAUGAUUCUAAAGAUGGUGUGGAUUAUUGGAUUGUGAAGAACUCAUGGGGAACACGGUGGGGAAUGAAUGGAUACAUACAUAUGCUGCGGAAUUCAGGGAGUACGGAAGGGGUAUGUGGGAUCAACACGCUGGCAUCUUACCCUGUCAAGACGAGUCCAAAUCCUCCACCGUCCCCAGCUCCUGGUCCAACUAAAUGCAAUCUCUUCACUUACUGUGCUAGUGAUGAAACCUGUUGCUGUUCUUGGAGUCUUCUUGGGGUAUGUUUCAGUUGGAAAUGCUGUGAAGCUGAAUCUGCUGUUUGCUGCGACGACCAUGUGCACUGUUGCCCGCCUGAUUAUCCAACUUGUGACACUACUAGGAAUCUAUGUCUCAAGAAAAUGGGGAAUUCUACAUUGUCAAAGCCAUUUGGGUAGACGAGCAUUUCCACGAGUUAGGCCAUCGAGACCUCUAAUGGAAAUUUUUGUUCUGGGAUGCUUAGUUGAGGUAGUAUUUGUGUAGUAUUCUUACAUAUAUGCUCUCUCGUCCACUGAUGACAACUACAUUGGAUUGGUAUUUGUGCAUAUGUGAUAGCAAGUCCCAAAACAUAAUUAGAGGAACACAUUUUGGUUCUGUCAGUUUGAAUUAAAGAUGCAAAUCAUUUCGUGGCUUCC